Messenger RNA from Vitrella brassicaformis, 1828 nucleotides. The record is from the annotation of a GenBank genome assembly. NCBI's taxonomy places the organism in Eukaryota, Vitrellaceae.
CUCAGUUUGAGUCAAGGGUCACGAAUCGUCCCCGCCCGUCGACGCGCCCCAGCUGGUGCCACGGGAACUGGCAGUCGGCAUUCUCCAGGUGCUCGUUGAAGCCCUUGGCGAUGGCGCCCUCCUCUAUGCCGUAUCGCGCCGCCUCCUCAAGCCGGGCCCGGUGCACCACCUCACGCAGACCCGUCAGCACCACCUGCCCCCUGCCACAAACGGCGAAGCACUGCAGGGGCGGGACGGUCACCUUGACGCGCAUGUCGCCCUGCUGUUGAUAUCGCGUCCCGCCCACCACCUCCUGCUUGCCGCUCGCCCUCAGCGCCGACUUGACGAAGUGCCCGACCGCCCCACGCACACGGCGGCCGACGUCGCUGUUGCGGACGGUCAGAAUGCGGGUGAUGGUCUCGUUGGCGGCCUCCAUGUCGAGGCAGAAAGCGGCGAUCUUCCAGCCGAUGGCGGCAGACUCGUGUGGUCCGAAUGCGAGGGGCGAGGGGGCGGGGUCCUCGCCGUCGUUGUGCGCCACGAGGGGCAGCAGGUGCGUCAGCAGGGCGGCCAGCGAGCGCUGCGGCCGCAGCGCCGCGUUCACUACGGCCAUCGCCGCAGCGGGCACGUCGUUGAGCACCGCUGUGUACUGGGGCAGCACCACUUGGCGAUCGCAGCGUUUCUCUUCGGUGUCUGUGGGCAUGAGGCUGAUGUCCGCCCCGCAUCUCAGCAAGCUGCGGAUGGUGGCCUCGUGAAGGGACAUCUUGUAGGUGGCUAGGUCCCUGGUCUCUUGGUCCAUAUCGUCGUCUUGCGAGAACGCAAUCGCCGUAUUGAGCUCUUCGGCGGCGAAAGAGAGCGCCGUAUCGCCGCUGCCUGGUUCUAUCUCUCUGUUGACGAAUUCAGCAGUCACGUGGCGCCCCACAUAAUCGGCCACGCAGGGGGAGCUGUCGACAAGACCAUCAUCCACGAGGUCAUUGACAUGAGCAGGGUGCUGACGAUUUCCAAAGGCAGCAUCGUGAAGAGCCGUCCAUCCAUUAGUAGUCGCCAUCGGAUUCGCCCCGUGGGCCACCAGCAGGUCCAAAUAUGAGUCGAUGAAGGUCUGGGAAUACUUCCCUAGCUCGUCCUGCGCUGCCGAGUGGAUCAGAGUUGCCGGCCCGUCCUGCACGGCGAGUGUGGGGUCGUGUUCGAGGAGCCGACGGUAUACUGAAAGCAGCCGCUGCUCAUAGGCGGGGGACGCUGCGGUGCACUGGUACGCGAUGGUGAUGGGCAGCCCCAUGACGUGGGCGUCAUCACCAGCGGCAUACCAGCGCACCGCAGCGUUGCGCGCCAAGAGGACGCUCAGGGCCCCCUCAUUGCCAGCCCGAAUGGCCACUCUGAUGGGCCUCCCGUCCAAAUGACUCGGCGCAUUGAUGUCGGCGCCGCCGUCGAUAAGCGCGUUCAUGAUGGCCGCCUCCAGCUCACGAGAUGGCCAUCGGGGGAGCGCCACGCCCCGCACAAGAAAGGAACCCGUCACAGGUGGUCUCAGAUCGUCAGCUGCCCCGACAGUCGGCAUUGUGUUGUCGCUGAAGUUGUCAAUAACGAGCGAGAGCACCGCACCCGCAGCAUAGCCAUACGUGACAGUGCUGCCCCGCACCCGCAGCUGGGCUCCAGUGUUCGGGUCGGCGCCACGGCGCUGUAUGAGGUCCGUCACUUGCUGAUGGCGGGUGAAGGUCCGGCGGACGACACCCUCCACCAGCCGUCUGCUCGCGUCCGUGGUGCCCGGUGUGGUCCCGACCGGUGUGGUCCAGAAGACGUCGACGAUGUCGACGUCCUCGACCCACUGUGGCCGCUGGCCGUGUGCAGUGGCGGCCAU